Molecule: messenger RNA, 1538 nt
Organism: Puntigrus tetrazona (Sumatra barb)
Lineage: Eukaryota; Metazoa; Chordata; Actinopteri; Cypriniformes; Cyprinidae
Product: V-set and transmembrane domain-containing protein 5
Exons: 4
Coding region: 228-788 (186 amino acids)
Biological process (GO): positive regulation of excitatory synapse assembly; filopodium assembly
Cellular component (GO): dendrite; axon; plasma membrane
Source: RefSeq, a predicted model, not a curated record
GCUUGAGCAGAUCAGACAGACAGGAAGAAGAGCAAAAGGGUGCAAGGACCGAAAGGAAAAGAGAAAUCAACAGCAGGAAAGAUAAACAGGGGAGAUGUAGAUAAAGAGUAGAAUAAGGAAGUGACAGAAUGGAGAGCAGAGAGGGACGGGGUGAAAGUCUGGAGUUAUGACUGAGCUAUAAACAAUCACAUGUUACUUGCAUAUAGAUAUAUGGAGGAAUCAGUCUAAUGAGGCCCGCAUGGAUUUGUUUGUCUCAGAACACACAGAUACUAUACUUUAUCUUCUUUCUCUCCAACUACACUCAGGCCAUUACCAUCCAGGUGGAGAGGAGCACUAUCACAGCUCCGGUUCAGGCAAGCGCUCUUUUCUCCGUGGACAUCACAUGCACCGGGACCCCAGGGAUCACAUGGAUGUUCAGGUCUGUAAGCAGACAGCACAGCAUCGCAGCUUGGACGUUCGGUGGCCCUGCGAAUGUCACGGAAAUGUACGAGGGAAGAGUGCAGACCCAUCCCAACGGCUCUCUAACCGUAGGCGACCUACGUCUGCACGACUCUGGCUAUUACACCCUCACUGUGACGGAAGCGUCUGGAAGCAGCAAGGACGCGUGCAUGCUGCUGAGUGUAACUGAGGUGCUUUACGAGGACAUUCAGUACUUUAUUGUGUUCAUCAUUGUUUUGGGGUUGCUGUCUGCAUUUCUGAUGCUGUGUAUGUGGCUCUUGAAUAAACUACACAACUAUAUAAAGGCCUGGAGACAACGGAGACGCCUGCCAGGUAUCGACCUACGCUGACUGUCCUGAGCUGCUGUCAGACGUCCUGAACAUGCCUGCUAAGGAACACAAUGAGACUGAGCUGCAGCCACUGUGACAGAAACACAGCGUGAUGAACGCCACGAGCGUUUGUUCAAUCAGACGGACAUCAACAACUCUCUGAGCGCUGAAGAUCGACUGCUGUGAAGCGGAGCAGACCGGCAACAGGACAUACAUUUUUAGUCAUUUACCUGAUGCUUUUCUCCAAAGGACAAUGGAAGCAAUCAAAAUAAUAUUCCAGGCAUCACCUAAUGCAGUAUACAUAGUGUUUUUUUGUUUUUGUGCCAUGAUUUCUAAAAUAUCUAGGUUUUGUCUUCGUGUGCGGACUGAUCGUUGUACAUCGGUUACUAGAUACUUGAAUCAAAGCAAUACAGAAAGUGGCGUGCAUGCUCCCUCUAUACGCUCCUCUCCGGUCCAGACUCUGGGGGACGUCUGAAUGUUCUGUUAUUUUUAAUGGAUGAAUGUUUAUGAAAAUCAUUGGAUAUUGCGGGUGAUAUUACAAAUUGUGGGUCAGGUACCAAUCCUAACAAAAUCCCUCAGCUAUUUAGUGUACACAUAUCUGUCUCUUAGAAGACAAAAAGAUAUGAAUGUGGCCGAGUGUCAUGAUCGCUAAAUAUCUAACGAUUAGCAUAUUUAGACAAUUUUUUUUUUUCAGAUUUUUUUGGAUAAGACGGGUCUGACUUUUUUGACUAUAAAGGUUCAAAAUAAAGGAAAUAAAUCAUUUUCCAUGAA